AUGCCGUCACAGGAUGGACGCAUCGCCAUUGUGACAGGAGGCAACUCAGGUAUUGGUUUGGAGACUGUUCGGGCCCUUGCUGGGAAGGGAGCCACCGUGUACAUGGCUUCAAGAAAUGAAGCGAAAGCUCGGAAUGCACUUUCUAAACUGAAAUCUGAUACGGAGACGAGGAAGGGUCAUGUGGAUUUUCUCCCGCUCGAUCUUGGUAGUUUUGAAAGCAUUCAGAGAUGUGUGCAUCUAUUUCAGGAUAGACAAAGCCACCUAGACAUGCUAUUCAAUUGUGCGGCUAUUCUUGAUCCCAACUGUGGUCAAACUAGCGAAGGAUUCGAGCUUCAUUUUGGCGUGAACGUUGUGGGUCCGUAUUACCUGACGCGGUUGUUAAUUCCAUUCUUGAUCAAGUCAUUUCAACUCAAUCCCAUGCGCCCUCCGCGUGUCUGUUUUACCAGCUCAAUGCAGCACUUGUAUGCUACGAGCAAAGGCUUUGAUCCCAGUGACCCGUCUGGAGAAAAGGGCUUUCAUGUACUGCCGAAGUUCAUUCAAGCUUAUAACAACAGCAAGAUGGCUGUGAUUCUGAUUGCGAACAAGUUGAAUAGCGAAUAUUGUGGUGACGGAAUCAUUUUCAGCUCCUGCAAUCCAGGCAAUGUCAAGACAGACCUGUCACGCCACAUUGUAAAUCUAUCAAAUGUUUGGAUCGGCAACCUUCUUGGACCGCGCGUGUUGUAUCCACCUGAAAUGGGUGCGCUGACGCAACUGUACGCGUGUACUUCGUUAGAAGCAGGAGAGGGAGGUGCGUACUAUGUGCCGUGGGCUCGUCGGGGCGAGCCUAGCCCUAUCGCCAAAGAUCCAAAAGUACAGGACUCUUGUAUGUAUACGUGUGACUCACCAUGCCCAGUGAUUCGCUUCUUGGAUCAAUUGAUUGCACUACGCACUGGACAAGUCGUAUAG
Molecule: messenger RNA, 945 nt
Organism: Malassezia globosa CBS 7966
Lineage: Eukaryota; Fungi; Basidiomycota; Malasseziomycetes; Malasseziales; Malasseziaceae
Exons: 1
Coding region: 1-945 (314 amino acids)
Source: RefSeq, a predicted model, not a curated record